AUGCUGACUCCCGGGACCGCGAUAGCAUACGUCGACUCCAGUCUACUAGGCUCGGGACUAGUCGAUAAUGCAAUUGUUUUCUCCAGAACCGAGAAUUACGGCAUUCUCGCCGCUUCUCCUGGAUACCUGGUUACGCAAGACGAGCUCGCUGAGAUUCGCAGGAUAUUCGCCGAUGCAGGAACAGGCCCAAGCAUACAACGGGCUCGAAAUGACGGCUUUCGUGUUGCUGGUACGACAUACAAGGCAGUCAAAGGAGACUCUAGGAGUCUAUAUGGCCGACAGGGUCGCCAAGGUAUCAUGGUCGUUAAUACGAAUACUGCCAUAUUCUUCGUCCACUAUCCUGAGUCCAGCUCGCACUCGGAGACUGCCAAUUUGAUAGAGCAAUUAUGCGACUACCUGAUCAGUGUUGGCUAUUGAGUCAAAGUAAGCAUUGGGACCAGCGCACGCCGUCUGCGGGAAAUGCUGUUAGUGUACCGGCACAAGGAAAUAUAUGGGUCUGGUUCGUACUAUUUUUAUGAUGCUAGUGGCAGACUUGACACAUAAUGUAGAGAAUUAGUAGAGUCACCAUAGAG
Pseudovirgaria hyperparasitica is the source of this 572-nucleotide messenger RNA. Its product is annotated as Profilin/allergen. Gene Ontology annotation, molecular function: actin monomer binding. The transcript is spliced from 4 exons. Gene Ontology annotation, cellular component: cell cortex. The record is from RefSeq and is a predicted model, not a curated record. Bases 1 to 417 code for a protein of 138 amino acids. NCBI's taxonomy places the organism in Eukaryota, Fungi, Ascomycota, Dothideomycetes, Acrospermales, Acrospermaceae.